UCCAGUCCAGCGCAUGCGUACUGUUGCCACCCAUCAUGGCGGUGUGAAACACAGAUCCGAGUGUCGACAGCCUUCCUUGUCAUGACGUUUGCUAUGCACAUGCUGGAGAAGGAGGUGGGGGACCAGAAAGUCAACACCAUGCCUGCCAUCAUGGACGACUUUGGGGACAGUCUGUUUGACCAGCCCAUGGACCUGAUGGACUGUAUGCCUGCUGCAGUACUGGACAGUCAGGCCACUGACCAGCUGACCGGACCUGAGGGUGGACAGGCUGGAGAAACAAGUGCUGAGGCUGCAUCAGCCCCAGAUGUCACAGCUGGACCGUCUGCCCAUCCUUCAGGCAACAAGAAUGGCACUGAGGUUGAAUGGGAGCAGGGUGCGUGUGGUCUGCACAACCUGGGAAACACCUGCUUCAUGAACGCAGGGCUACAGUGUAUGCUGAGUAAUGCACAACUCUGCAGCUUCAUCCUGGACGCACCACCAGGUUCUAUCCCAGAGGACAGCCUGUGUGGUCUGUUUGCAGCCCUGGUACAUAAGGUGUGGAGUGGGCGCUACUCCUACCUCAAACCCAGGAGGUUUAAGGAUAGACUGGGACAUCAGUUUCCACAGUUUAAGGGCUUCAGACAGCAUGAUGGACAGGAGUUUCUGGCCCUCCUUCUGGACAGUCUUCAUGAAGAGCUGAACAAGACUCACAAACUUGUACAGAAGAACAGAGUCCCUAUGGUCACUCCUGCUGACCACGACUGUGCCAUAUACGAGGACAAUUACUCCAGUGAGGAGUCCAAGAGUAGUGUGACCAGUAUGGACGUCCCCUCCCCAACCUCAAACCUGCUGGUCCUGGACGGAGGCUCCUCCUUUCACACAGAAAAAUGUACCGCUAGAACAGUUCCCAACUUUGAGGAAUAUCUGAUGAAAGAUACAAAAACACUAAACACAAAUUUGCAGACGACAUACACGUUGAAUAAUGAAAAGUCGGUCAAAUCCCCGCCCAGGGUUGAGAGCUUGUGUCACAGGAAAGUCCACAACACGGCAGACGAGAGUAACAAACUUAACAAAGACACAAACGUCAUGGCUGAGAAACAAGGGAACUGUUCCACACAGGGUGCCUGCUGUGGGGAACUUCAGCUAAAAGGCCAGAACAUCAACAAUAAGAGAUUAAAAGUAGACUGUGCUCUGUCCUUGAGGUGUGGACCAAUCGAGGAUGAGCAGAAAAGACGAGCGACAGAUUUUAUCAGUAACAUCAGCAAUAACCAGCUGGCCAUGCCAGGCUGUCAGGGGACCAAGUGCAAGGUCACCAGCAACUUCAUGUCCAAAAAUGAAGUCAACCCCACCAGGGAGGUCCUGAACAGGAUGGGGGUCAGCAUGGAGGGUGUGAAAGGGGGCGAGGGUGUGCAUGGGGAGGAGGUGUCUAAGCUGGAGAUGUCGGAGUGUUUGGAGGAGAGUGAAGCAGAUCUGGAGUGGGAGAUGUAUGUGAGAGAUAACCAGUCUGUAGUGGUGGACACUUUCCAAGGCCAGUUCAAAAGUACAGUGACGUGUUCUGUGUGUCGUCACCCUUCUGUGACUUAUGAACCCUUCAUGUACCUGUCAGUGCCCCUGCCCAGGGCCACAGAGAGACAGAUAGCGGUGACCUGGGUGCCUUGUGAUGACACCACGCCAGUCCGCUACUGUCUGACAGUCCAGGAGUAUGGCAAGGUCAUUGACCUGAAGAUGGCCCUGCUAGUCUUCCUUGGUGAUGGACAGCAGCAGGACAUGAUAGUUCUGGCUGAAGUCUUCGACCAUCACAUCUCCAGGACUCUGGAUGACGGUACGUUGCUGAGAUAUGUCAACACAACCAACAGGGACAUCUGUGCCUUCCAGGUGACGGAGCUCAGACCUGAACCAGACACACGUUCUGACACCAGCAGUAGUACAUGUACACAGGCUGCCGGCUGCACAGGUGUUUAUGUUUAUUGUGCUGUACAGGACAGCCAGGGACAGGCGUGGGGUGGUCUGAGGGUGGUCAGCACCUGGCGCAGCUGUGCCGUCUGUCUGGAGGAGAUGGCAGACAACCAGCUGUUAUCACAUGACCCAGGCUGCGGCUGCUGUCUGUGUGACAACUGUAUGGAGUUGACAUCCAAGCAUUACCUGAGCAGUGGAUUUCAGUGUCCGAUGAGGUUGUGUGGGUACCCUCGGCUGCUGGUGUCCCCCAGUGAGGUGACAGGGACAGAUGUGUACAGUUGUGUACAGCAGCUCCUGCCCCUGGACACAGCCUACUCUGUACUGCUCACAGAUGGACAGGGACUCCACUGUUCCCGCUGUAUGUUCAGUAUCCACUGUGGUGGCUGUGAGGUACCGAGGGAAGGUCCCACCAGUCUGAAGCCAGGAGACCAUCUGACCGUCAGGCUGACCAGUCUGUGUGAACAGGACCUGGACAGGAGGAACAGUGUCCAGGACCACUGCUCCAUGAAGGACUUCAGCACUCAGCCACGUGUGCUGUCCUUGGAAGAAAGUUUUAAGGCUUUUACUGAAAGUGAGGAGCUGGAUGAACACAACCCCUGGUACUGCUCACAAUGUCGUCAGAACCAGCCUGCAAAGAAGACACUGAAGGUCUGCCGCUUCCCAGAAACCCUUGUGGUCUACCUGAAGAGAUUUGUGUUUCACCAACUCACCGGUAUAAAGAUCGACAGUAAAGUACACUACCCACUAGAAACUCUAGAUGUUUCAGCCUUGCAAGAUGAGUCCUGUACCAGCUGCCCUCCAACAUAUGACUUACAGAGCUGCAUUCUUCAUUUUGGAGGAGUGAAUGCUGGCCACUACACCUGCUUUACCAAGCACCCGCUCAGCUGCAGCUGGAGAUACUACAAUGAUGAGACUGUGUCGCAGCUGCAGCCGUCAGAAGAACAUGCCAACAAUGUUUAUGUACUGUUCUACCAGAGAAAGGGAACUUCAGUCAGCUUUAGACUCCCCUCCCCUCUACCAGUGGACCGGUCCGCAACACCCUCCCCUCCCCAGAGCCCCUGCGUUCCCAACCUGGGCAGCCCCAACAUUAUGGAAGACAUCAAUGACAUGCUCAGAGACUACAGUUCUACACAGGAAUGUAACCAGGAUGACCAGACGCCCUUCUUUGGUCCAGUCAACAUGGUGGACAGGGACGGUCUGUAUAAUAAUGAGGUGACAGAAAGUUCUUUCCCUGACCAACAAGAAGAGAUGUUAAAAUUUGACCUGUACUCAUGAUAACUACAUGUACUGUCAUUCACACUCUCAAACAGAUGUUAUAACAUCAAUAAUAUUGGCCCUUUAAUCUGCUUACUAGUAUUAUUGCUUGCACAGUCCUUAGCAUCUGUUUUUUGUACAUUGUAUGUCUGCUACAAGUACAGUAUUUGUUGAAAAUUUUACGUCGAUAUACGUUUUC
Branchiostoma belcheri (Belcher's lancelet) is the source of this 3388-nucleotide messenger RNA. Its product is annotated as ubiquitin carboxyl-terminal hydrolase 43-like. The coding region runs from base 82 to 3210 and encodes 1042 amino acids. Gene Ontology annotation, molecular function: cysteine-type deubiquitinase activity. The transcript has 18 exons. Gene Ontology annotation, biological process: protein deubiquitination. NCBI's taxonomy places the organism in Eukaryota, Metazoa, Chordata, Leptocardii, Amphioxiformes, Branchiostomatidae. The record is from RefSeq and is a predicted model, not a curated record.